UUCCGCGUGUGCGUAACCGUUUAAUUUUAUUUGUCGUAAAUCCACAUAGAAUACGGUUCUAUCCAGACGCGUGUUUUUCACGUGGUGUGAUGUUUUGUGUUAGGUAAACAAAAGCGUCUACUCACGCGAUCGAUUCGAACGUCGUCGCCAAUGCUCUGCGUGAGAGUUUGUCGUCGUUUGGUAUGUGUGCGCGGUACGUGUGAAUAAAUUUAUUUUCGAAAAACUAAAUAAAUGCAGUUGAGAUCGUCGCAAACACGUGUGGCGUCGUCAACGGGAUCCACGUGGUGUUCCUCAACUGGUGGAGGAAGCAAACUGCUAACAGCACGAUGACCGAUGAACAGGUGCAGCGGUCAAGUUCCCCCGGGUUCACUGCCAUCCGAGUGGAACCGGACGAUGCCAGUCCAUGUUGUUCAUCUUCCUCGGUUGUGACCAUCGCGGCCAGAGAGGCUGCCUCAGUGUUUGUGAGUUCAUCGGUGUUUAAUAAUCGUGAAGGAAAUGGCAUCAAUAACGCUAAUGACAGUGGGGGUGGCAAUGGGCGUGCGGAAUGUAGCGGAUGUCGGCGACGAAAACCCACGGCGGUCGACCAGCUUCAUCUACAACCCCUUCAGCAUCGAAGACGACGAUCGGAGGAAGAUCAGAAAAAUGCUCCGAGACUCGAAGCCGAGACCGCCGAUAUCAAGAGUUCCUGUCUCAGGGACUGUCUGCUGUGUAAAUGCUGUAUUAAAAGUGGAAUGGAAGAAUCAACCGCAACGGUCGACAGCGAGGAUAAUGCAUUCGAGAAUUGCGAGCUCGAAGAGAUCGUAUCCCCACCAAAGUACCGUCCGGAAUCGAUAGCGGCCCUCUGUGCGGCAACCCGAUUCACCGAGGCCGAAAUCAAGCGCAUCUACCGGGGCUUCAAGGCGGAAUGUCCGGCGGGUAUCAUCCGAGAGGAAACGUUCAAGUUCAUCUACUCCCAAUUCUUUCCCCAGGGAGCUAAUACAGGUCUUUAUGCCCAUUAUGUGUUCAAUACUUUAGAUAAGGAGCACACAGGAAUACUCAGUUUUGAGAACUUUGUACAGGGUCUUUCUAUACUGUCCCGGGGUUCGCUUGAGGAGAAGCUCAGCUGGACCUUUUCGCUGUACGACAUCAACCACGAUGGGAAAAUAACCCGAGAGGAAAUGACUGACAUAGUGACCGCCGUUUAUGAACUGAUGGGCGCCCGGGAGGAUGGCGGUUCCGAUGAGACCCUGAUCAAAAGCAAGGUCGAGCAAAUAUUUGAGAAAAUGGACGCCAACCACGACGGGGUGAUAACGAUAGAAGAGUUCCUGGACUGCUGCCGGAAGGAUAAGCUCAUCUCGGAUUCGAUGGGGAUUUUCGACUCAGCCAUAUGACCUUCGGAGAAGCUGCAUUCCCUGCCGGCGUUCGUCGUAGGCCAAUGCGAUGAUAAUGCUGAUACCACCGACAGUUUGCACGGCCACAGACAGCAGCCGCCGGAAUAUACAUGCAACGGGGGACGGACGGAAGACAUCCUCAAGACUACCCGUGUUCCUAAAUCACAUUCGUCAGCCAACAGUAAUAUCACCAGCAGCAGCAACAAUAAUCCGCCAAAUAAAUCAGCCCGUGCAAGCAAUCGUAAGCAAUCAAUCCUGAUGAACGGCCGCUCGAAGCAAAAGUCCAACAGCUUCCGGUACCAUCAUCUGCACCAUCAUCGUGAUCACCAUCAGCUCAAACACUACCACAUUCCCCUCGAUACGUAUCAACAGCAAUCGACAGCAGCAAGGCUUCCGUACGUCCAGGCCGCGGGUCCACCCGGAACCGCUACUAGCAACAACCCUCGGAGAACUUCGCAAUCCUCAGCACCCGCGACCGGAUACUACUGCACCAGUGAGUAUCCACCGCAGAUGACGGGCGGAAUUGCCACCAUUACCCCACUAGCCACCGGACAAUGCCGCCCGUUAGAGAUGUCCGACUGUCCACCAACAUCCCGGGAACUUCCCACCCUGGUCAAGGUCAAGGCCUGGUACACGGUCUCCAAGCAAGGUUUGACCUACUAGGCAUCCCUAAUUAUGAUGAAUCUACACAUAUGCAUCAAACUAUUUAGCAAAUUGUUGAACAACUUCAGCUACCACUAUUUGGAACGACUAGCUUUAAACAACACGAACGUAAAAAAAAAAACGUACAGAUUUUCUAGCAAGUUUUGACUGGCGGCGGCAGCGACGCAACUUUGUAUACAGUUGUUUGUAUGCAGUUCCCUUAGCCCACACACAACCACAACAAAAACCAAGAAUAAAAAAAAAUCAAAAAUCUUUACUGCAAUCGAAACUCGAUCAAGCUCUUAUCGUUGUUGAAAAUAAAGAACAAAAUGCAUCUAUAUCUGAGAUUGGAAUUAUUUUUGGAACAAUUUUGAUUUAGCUUUGAAAUUAAUGAGAAUAAAAAUUUUGUUGUGACCUUCAGAGUAGGUACCAUUUCAAUAAAAUUUGAAAGACAUUUCACAGUGUUUAUCUGUAUGUUGUUUUCAGACAAACAGAAAUUUUAAUCUGAAAAUUUGAAGCGUUUUUACAAUACAUGUUUACUUGACACUAUCACCUAACGAAUACUUUUGACCAGAUAUUCAUUAAGACUGGAAGAACUUCUUUUUUCGGAUAAAACCUAUUAACCCGUUUUAAGGGGAACUCAGCCUGAUAACACUUCUAGUGGAUGAAAAUAACCCCUUAUUCCUCAAAUCAUAAGUACUCCUUACUUGAAAAACUUGCGUAUGCACAGUGGUCAAAAAUGUGAAAAACGUGAUCGUUGCUUGUAACUUUUUUGUUAACAAUUUAUUAGAGAUGUACCGAAUAGUGGUAUUCGGCGAACGGCCAAAUACCGAAUAUUGACCUUUUCAACUAUUCGGCCAAACAAAUAUUCGGUCGAAUAUUCUGUUGAGUUUUCAAUAGAAAUACUUCUAUUUCUACUGCUUUUUCUAAUAAAAAUUUGCUAUUUCUGCCAUCUUAAUGUCCUCAUGUUUUUAAGUCGAUUAUUUCUAACCAGAUGUAUCCAAUCUUUUUUAAAUAGAGGUCUCUUUGAUUUUCAAAAUGUCAUUAGCUGAAAGGACAUCAGAUGACUUGUCGCUUCUAGGACGUUUAUCUCAAAAGGUAUUGGAUUCCAGUGAAAUAUUGGACAAAACAUGUCAAAACAGGUGAUUAACCUAUUAGCGUUUUUUUAUAUCGAAUUAGAUAAAUGUCUAAUUUUUGCAAGAUGUCAUCAAAAUAGUUGCCGAAAAGAACGAUGAUCUUCAACCUUAAGCAUACAAUACUUUCUACGAAACGAACGAUUUUUUUUUUGAAAACUUGUGAAAAAAGGGAAAAUGUAUUAUUCUCAAUCAUACAAGAGGAAAAAGAAAUAAAAUUACUUGAAAUUUAAAGUUUUCAUCGAAUUACAACAGCAGUGUUCAAAUGGUAUCAAACGAAUAGAUUUACUCCAAAAAAUCGAUUAGUAACAGAAAAUUUCAAAAUUUUCAAAGAGGUAUUUGAUUUUUUUUAUUUGAUUCGGAAAAAAUCUGAAUGAACCCGGGUAAAAUCCGGAAAGUUUAAAAAAAUUGUGGCUAUGCCGGUCAGAUUUAACUAUUCUCGAAUUCUUUAUUUGCUUUAACGAUAAUCAAAGUAUGAAGCUAUCUACAGUGAAAAAUACACGAAUACAUCAAAAUGUUCAACUGAAACCAUAAGUUUAUGAUGAUUUUGAAGGUUUUUCAACAAUACUUUUGGAUAUUUCAUAAAUUAUCCAACAUUUCUUGAAAAAUUUGAGAAGUCAAUUUUUGUAAAAAAUUUAAAACAUAAAUAUUCGGCCUAUUCGGCCGAAUACCUAGCUCAACUAUUCGGUGAGCCGAAUAUUCGGCUUAACGGUUUUUUGCCAGCAUUCGGCGCCGAAUAUUCGGUACAUCUCUACAAUUUAUCUUCUAGGUGUCUUCGAAGGAGUUUCACAGUAGAAUGAGUUCUACACGGUGAAAAAUUGUGUGGCUAUUUCAAAAAUGUUGUCAUGAUAAUCUUACUAUUUCUGCGUUAUAGUAUUUUCAACCACGGCAUAGUAUAACAUUGAUUUAGUAAAAGUGCGCAUGAAACAUUGAUGCAAUUGCUAUGUACCUGGUAAUUUUCGACAACUCUCAAUAUUUGUCGUAGAAAACACUAUAAUACGAUAAUUUCAUUAUAAUUUCUAGUUGCAUAGUAAUUUAGACAUUGUGAAGAACAAAACACAUUUGACUCAAAAACAUCAGUGCGUAAGAUAAUUUUAGUAUGGUAAAAAUUCUUGUUGUUUAGAAGGAGAUUUCCGAACUGACAUUUCAGUACCGCACUGACGUUUUGGUACCAAAAUGCCAUUGAAAUCAAAGGGAAACUGACGUUGUGGUUCCAAAAAGUCGGUACGGUCCGUUUGUAUGUGAUUUGACAGUUGCUUCAGUCCUUUGGUUUAUACUAAUUAACGAUCAUUAAGCAUAAAUCCCGUGGGUAAACAAAUAAAUUUAGGGCUGCAUUUAAAUUCAAUAACUUCGAAAAAUCUUUCCAGAGCAUCGGGAGAACACAGUAACAAUGGCCGGCGUUUGUCGGAAGUGUGAAUUUUUAUUUUUCAUCAUAACACAUACCACUUUUAUCAUGAAACAUAUCAAUUUUAGUACGCACGAAGUAAAACAAUGCAUCCUUUCAUUGACAAUUUUACUAAAACACAGUCGAAUUUAAUAUGGGCAGCAAAAUUCAGCACAUGGUGCGUUUGGUAUUUUGAACAACAAACAUAUUUGGCUCAAAAAUAUGGUUGCUCGUUGUUCAUUUAAACCACGGAGUUUUACUAUGCUUUUUUUUAAUGUAUAAGAAAAAGUUAAGAAUUUUUCUAUUGUUUCCCCUAUAAGUGAGAUAAAAAACUAACUUUUAGAUCGUUUCACACAGGGGAAAACGAUGUAAAAAGGUGUUCAAAUUGUUUACGCCAAAAUGGAGCGUUUUAGACCCUUAGUGUCUUCGGGACAUUUUACCUACAUUAAAAGCACUUUAAAAUGAGAUUUUGAAAAAAUUGAUUCAAUCACCUAGCAGUAAGAUAGAAAAAUUAUUUUUUGUAAUUUUCAUUUUAGAGCAAUUAUGUCUUUGGCAAGUUUUUAGAUUGUAAAAAAUUUAGUAAUUUUGUUGGAAACGUCAACUUCGUAGAAGCUAACUCAAAAAAGUUAGAAGGGUUCAAAAUAAAAAAAUAUUUUUUUGGUCAAAACUUUCAGCAUUUUAACGAUAUCUUUUCAGGCCGAGCUUAUUCAAGCAAAAUAUGUUUAAAAGAGUUUUGAGUCACUCAAAAUCAAACAGUUUUGUCGAACACACUUAAUAAAAAUAUUUAGACUGAAACGAAUUAGAUUGGAAAAACUAAGAAAAAAUAGCUGUUUUCGAACACCUGUAUCUUUCUAGUUCGGAUGAGUUCGGUUCAUUUUUCGGCUGCAUAAGAAUAAGGCAGGUUUCAACGUUAUAAAAACAUGGAGUUUACAACGUUAUGUUGUUUAUUUUGUAUCUUUAUAAAUGAUUAAAGUUAGCUAUUUUCAAGGAAUCUAGAGGUCAUUUUUUUUUUGCAUUUAAAAUUAGCUGACCGAAAAUCAAUCUAGUCAAAUAUAUUGUAUUCUAAGCGAAAAGAUAGAUAGUAAGGUUCGUUAAUGGAGGCUUAAAAACGUCAUACGCGAGCGAGAGAAUGAUUUGGCUAAAGUUUAAGCAAAAUAAAAACGGUUGCUAAUUGUCAGUUUAAACACACUUGGAAUUUGUCCUCUAGAUUCCUUGAAAAUAGCUAACUCGCUUGAAUACAAAUGGAUACACACAAUUUUUACAGUCUCCCAUAGACAAAACCUUGAUGAUCGAUUUGCAUAUAGUGCAAACUGCGGAAAGUUACCAAUUAUUUGUAAACUUGAGGAUGAAAUAGCACUAUUUUUAUGCAUUUUCUCAAUAUUGCUCUAAAAGCUUACAAUUAACUAACUUACAAUAUUCAUCAAAUAUGUAUUUUAUUAUUUAAACAACUUUGUAGAAUGUUUGAAGAUUCUAAAAUUUCCAGAAAAAAAAAAACAACUUUACAACUCAAAAGAUGAAUGUUUUAGAAACUCGACGUUCAAGUCAAAUUUCAUAAAUUUGUAUUUUGAAUAAGUAAGUUGGAAACAGCAAAGUGAUUGGGUCUACGGUCUAAAAGUUUCAUAAAACAUUUUCUCAUAGAGCUCAUCCUACUGUAAAACUUCUUCGAAAACGAAGAUCAAAUGUAAAACAAAAAAAUUAUAAGCAACGAUCACAUUUAUCGCAUUUUUGACCCCUGUGGCAUGGUGGCCGUUUACAGGAACUGUUAAUGGAAUGUUUGUUUGCUAGGAAAUAAUUUAUACUCAAAUGACUUGUUUAUUUUUCUAUUUAUUAAAAUGUUGAAAAAUUUCAAGCUUAAAUACAUUUUUAUGACAUUUUCACAAUUUUUAAAAGUAUCGAGCUUUUAGAAAUAAGGGGUAAUAUUGAACCGACAAAAUAACCCGUUAUUUGACAGAUUGCGGAGGUUCUCAAUAACGGUUAUAUUUAAAGCCUUAAAGGACUAGCCACAGUGAGCGUUUAAAUCACAUGUUUCAACUGCACUAAGGUCUUCUUUAUUCGAAAAAAUGCCCUACAUUCUUUUGUGUAAUGUUUUUGAUUUUGUGAGUGGAAUUUAAUAGAAUUUACAGCUAAAUUAAAUAUUGACGUAAUAUUAGAGUAAAGCUUUGUCUAUGAUAAAGCUAGACACUUUAUAUUUUUUAUCUGUGAUCAGGACGAUUUCGUCCCUUAUCCGCAAAAAUUAAAGGACGAUCUUGGAACAGAUUGUUUCGCCUGUAAAUCUGAAACUGUAUAACGAGAGGCCCGACACGCUUCUGGUUUUAAGCAGGUGGCUUAAGCGCCACUUCCGUUUGGAAGACCACCUACCCUUUCUUAUCUUGCCCAGUUGAUGAGACUCGAUCGCGAGCUCCUUUAGAUUCCCGAUUUUAGGAAAGAAGCGGAAGGGACUAUAAAAAGGGAUCUGUACUUCGACCCCUAAGGGCCGCCCCGAAGUCGAGACAAAACCCGGGAUAAAUCCGUGGAAAUUGGAGUUAGCUGUUCGUUACCAAAGCAAGUUAGGGGUGCUAAUCAUCGGACGAGACCAAACCCCUUUACCUGGACCAGAAGAGAAAGAAAUCGAUUGGGUUCGCGGCCAAAUUCUGCAGUAAAAGAAAUAAGCAAUGAAUACCGAACAACGAACAGCGUGUGACUCCCUUUCCAAUUACCCCAAUCAGACUAUCAAGUAUUCGCUUUCUGCUUACAAUAGUUCUGCUUACAAUAGAUUUAUUGUUGUGCGUUUCAAGUGUGUCAUGUUGUUUUUACAUUAUACGGUUAGGCCUAAUAAAUUUUCCCCCUCUUUCAAAACUCCUAACUAGCAGUGCAUUUAGGUGGAGACGCUUGGUUUUUCGCAAAAUUUCCUAGCGAUUUUGCGCCAAAUAAAUCAUUUAAUUUUCGUUUAAGUUUUCGGUUUUUCCCCCGCGUGGGUGGUGAAAAGGCUACUUUUGUCGGCUCGCCAGUCCGAAAAACGCGAUUUUUUCGCCAGAAAGUGCGAAAAACACUUCGUUUGUCCAACAGGUAUAAUAAUCGCUAGAGAAUAUGGGUGGGCUUAUUACUUAAUAUUUUUAUCUGCGAUCGGGACGAUUUUGUCCCUUAUCCGCAUAAAUUAAAGGACGAUCUCGGGUCAGAUUGUUUUGCCUGUAGAUCUGAAACUGCCUUGUAAGAUUGAAUCGGUUUCAUCCAAACUUUUUCAGGGAUUAUUGUUAUUAUUGUUUGUGGUUCCCUGGCUUGUGUGUUGAAACCUAAUUGAUGGUAGAUCAGAUCCCGCAGCUUCGGCCGAUAAUUAGCCUUAUACUUAGUUUCGAAUUUUCUCUUUCCAGAAACUUGUUUUCCGAAACAAGCCCGUUUACAAAAUGGGACAAUUACGAUUGUCACCGCGUGGCAAAUGAUGAAAUUAAAAGAUGGCUAAGCACUAGAACCUCUACAAGCUAGAUAUAUAAUCGAUUUUCAAAAUUCGAUCAUGAAAUUUUUCUCAUACAUCCAUUGCAACCCUUGAUGGCCACAUUACGUCAAAAGUAUGACCAAAAAUGGCUAACUAUUAGCGUUUUCGUUUUUUUUGCAGUGUCAACCUAGUUAUCCACGAGUUUUGUCCUAACUGCUGUCAUUGUGUUCGUUUAUUAAUUCAUUAAAUUUGGUUGGUUUGGUUGUUCCAAACCUGUAAAAACAAAUCUUCUUGUGUGGGGGUUAUCUCAAACUUAUUUAGCUUAAAAUUUUAGUCAAUUUCACCCAUGUUGAUCACAAAAAAGUGAUGCAUUUUUCGAGAACAGGCCUUAUCUCACAUAUGCAUGAUAUCCUUUUUGUCUUCUAAACGAAAAUUAAAAUACAACUAAAAUUUUAACACAUCAUAAAGGAGGCAUUCCUCUAUCAGGAUUCAUCCAAAAGCUCCCCUUUAGUUUUUUUUCUUUAUUUUAAGAGACCUUCAGCCUUUGGCUAGUUCGUCUCUGCCCCUAUAGUCUUGUGAAACCUCGUUUAGUCUUUUGUAUAAAUUAGAAAAGAAUACACUGUGAAAUGUCAAAUUUUGAAAGGACGGCUUAAAUUGUUUUGAAGUUUGAAAAUAAUAUCACUUAACAAAUUUGACUUAAGAAUUUUCUUUUAAAAAUUCAAUUUUAAGUCGAGAUAAAUUAUACUGGAAUAAAAAAAAUUAAUUCUGUUUUUCAACAAUCUCGUGUUAGAUGCUAGCAAAUUUUACUUGGAAUUUAUGAACAAUGAAUCUCAUUGCAAAUAAACACUACUUGAGCAAAAACAGUUGAUAGUUUAGAUAACAAAGAUAGAAAGUGAAACAUGUAUAGAGAAAAAAAAACAAACAACAAAACCUAGCCAUACAAAAAUUAACCAAAAAAUUCUCAAUGUUGAAUACAGUAUCGUUUUCGGGGCCCAAAAGAAUUAGAUAAACAGAAUGAUGUUAAUAUUUUACAAGUUGUACUAUAAUUGUGAAUGAAACUUUGAUACCUUAACGAAUAGCCGAAUGGAUUGAUGAAAUCGAAUCGGAGUGUUUAGAAAAAUCAAGUUUAUACCGAUUGUGAUGGUUACAAAAUUACAUGAAUGUCGACAGGUUCUGUUCUUAUUUUUAUAUAUAGAUGUAUUUUACACGUUUUGAAGACAUUUUAUGGUCAGGUGUAUUUUUUCCCACUCAACAAACCCUUUAGCAUUCGAAUGAUACUCGUAAGCGUGAUUGUGAUUUCUUAAUCCUAAUUCGAAUUUAUUAGUCUGAAUUCUGAAUAUGCAUUUUUUAUCCUUAAUCUGAUUUUUUCUUGAAGACUAUUUCCCUCCCUAUAUCUAUCCACUUCCUUUGUGAUUUUCAAAUUACUCAUCUGUCUAAAAUCUCACCAAAGACCUCAAUUUAUUUGAAGCUAAAAAUUCAUUCAUUUCAAACAAGCUUUAUUCAAAAUGAUCGUAUGAUUUCUUAAUCUAAAUCUUCAUCUACUCUUCAACUUGGUAAUUUUAUAAAAUGAAAAAUUUGUUGUUCAACUUAAGCAUAAUGCACCUAUUUUUGAAUUUCUCUCAUCUUUGCAAUUUUCUGUAUGACGUGUUUACGAUGUAUCAUAAAACCUUUAUGUUCGGUCAAGUUACUAUAGCAGUAAGAGACUACAGCGCGAAGCAAACGUUAUAUUUCGAUCAGAUGUUCUAAACCAGUCCAGUGGUAAUUGUUAUCUAUUUAGAGAAAUUUAGAUGGCAUAUAAUUACUUAAAGUCAACGAUGAUAGAUAUAACUCAAAGAGAAACAAAAACCACUACCGUAAGUGUCUACCGUAGGCGUAAAAAUGGUUACAAACAACAAGAGAUUUUGUGUUAACAGUUUAUCACCGCUGGUUUAUGAUUUUAAUUUAAUGAUUAAUGGCAUUUCGGUGAAUUAUACAUUCUAAUAGGAAGAAUUUCAAAUGAAAGUAAUGAAAAUUAUAGACGGAUAGAUUAGAUUAGGAAGCAUGAAAGGUGUUGAAAAUGAGCCAAGAGCGUGAUUUGAGAAAACUUCUUGCCGCACAAGACCAUUUGUCCCACAUCGUAUUAUUGUCUGUUAACACAAAAUCAAUUGGCAAAGAAAAGGGGGGAAAUAUGGGGAAAUAAAAAUGCAGUUCACUAAUUGAUGUGCAUGGCUUAAGAAGUAGGGACGUUGACGGUUACUCAAAGUGCGCGAAACAAUAAAGUAGUAGCGUCGCCGUGCAAACAACGAACACCCGAAAACAGCUUACACAUCGAUCGAACCAGCUCUCGCAAUAGAAAACUUCAUCUGAGCCGGCCGUACAUUUCCUUUUGUCCGAUCGGGGUACGAAAAACACGUGCUUCGAUCCAUCCAUGUAUCAUUGUAUAGAUCAAUGCAAAGUCAGCCUAUCGACUUUGCUUCUUCUAGACAAUAAUACGAUGUGGGACAAAUGGUCUUGUGCGGCAAGAAGUUUUCUCAAAUCACGCUCUUGGCUCAUUUUCAACACCUUUCAUGCUUCCUAAUCUAAUCUAUCCGUCUAUAAUUUUCAUUACUUUCAUUUGAAAUUCUUCCUAUUAGAAUGUAUAAUUCACCGAAAUGCCAUUAAUCAUUAAAUUAAAAUCAAACAACAAGAGACGAAACAAAGAAUUAAUAUCAAAAAGAGAUCAUCUGUGACUCUCUGAGCUGUAGACGAAAUUUUUCAAACAUAUAAAGACAAAUAUCCGAAAGGAAGAAUUAGACUAGAGAGUGGACAUUCAAGAGCUGUUCUGUUUUAGUGUAAAACCAAACAAAUUGUUUUGUUGUGUGAUUCCCAAUCACUGACUAUACUGACAUGGCACUUAGGACAAAAUUCCUUCAAAUUUUUGGCUAGAAGCCACUUACCGUCGACAUUGCGCGGUAGUUAUUCGAGCUUGAACAAAAAGUCUUCUCCAACCUGUUCAGUCCGUUCGAGCCAAGGCUGAAGAACAGAAAAUUUUUUUAAAAAAAUCGCUCAAAUGUCAAAUUGGUCUGAUUAAAUCACCGACCAGUGAGUAGGUAUCAAAUUUUGUUUCUUGAAAAUGAUCAUUAUAAAAAAAAUGUUUAAGCCUUUGAGAACGUUUUUCAUUGUUCAGGUUUGCAAAUUUCAACACACUGAGCUUGCUUUAUACAUAAAACAAUAGUUUUGUUGAUUGUAUUUGGUUCCGCCAUAAAUUUUAAACGAUUUAAACUUUUUUCAAAAACUGCUCAGUUUUUUGUUGAAAAGUAAAAAAAAAGCAGCGAAAAUGAUACAGCAAAUUUCUAUUUGCAGCAGCGUUCUUAUAGUCUGAAUAGAACAAUGUUUAUCGAACGUCUGGCGUAAUUCUCCAACUAGGCUACAUUAUCGAUCGAAGCGCACUCUAGUAUCGAUAUUGCUCAUUGUUUUUCGAGCACCCAAAAAUCGAAAUCGAGUGUCUAGUCAGUGUAAUCAGUGCCUUUAUUGUUAAUUUCCAUAAAAAUGCUGGCUAUUGAAUUUGAGAAAGGUUUUCAGACAGUCAGUUACUAAUCCGUUUUCUUUCAUUACAUUUCACACCACGAUAUGACAUAUAAGAUAUGACAGAACAGAUCUCGAAUGUAAUCCAAUAAUUCGCGAAGCAAUAUGAAUGCGAGACAUUUGGCUCAUCUUUUCCUCUACUCGGGAUAAGUGAACUUAACAUAUUUGAUCAAAAGAGCAAAAUACGAAACUACUACAAUAUCUUAAACUGGUUAGCAAAAAAGUGCAUAUACAAUUCUAAUGUUGAACUUCCUGUUAUUCGAAAUCUAUAAACAAAACAAAAAAAACCAAAACGCAAAACUGUAGACCAUUGUUGUUUAGUUUUAGGUGUAAACUACUACGCGUACUAUUACUACUACUGUAUUAAAAGAUUGCUGUGAAUUGUGAAACAGAAAACUACAUAGUCAACCGUUAAGCAGGAAAUGCGCAGUUAAUGCAAUAGAUUUAAGCCGGGAUUUGAGACAUAGACAGAUCGCCACCAAGUGGACCACACAGUAAGCUGUCCGGGGAAUUGUUAACGAGGAUUGCACGUUAGAGUUUAGCUAAAAAGAGAUGGAAAAAACUACUUUGAACUUGAAUAGCGAUAGAUAAAACGACGAAGCAAAUAAAAGAAAAUAGUUUAUUUUUUAUGAAUGUAAAUCUGUCGAUCCAACAAUAUCUAGAUGUAGUCCUUCAUAUUGAAUAGAGCAAACAGAAAAUAGAAGCAAAAACUUUUUUCAAAAACAUGUUACAACUGAUGGAAGAUAACAAAGUUUGACCUAAAUUGAAAUACUUUCUCUCUUGGACAGAAAACGACAAAAAGUUAGUCUUGAUUAGAUUCACACGAUGAUAAGCGUUCUUGAUCAAAACCAAUAACAUACCGUAUUGUGAAUUGUGUCUGAAUAUCAAAACCAAGAAAACAAAGGUGAUCAAAAUAAACUGUAUUGAUUCAAGUGAAA
This is a messenger RNA of Uranotaenia lowii, 12419 nucleotides long. RefSeq names its product Kv channel-interacting protein 4. The record is from RefSeq and is a predicted model, not a curated record. The coding region runs from base 327 to 1370 and encodes 347 amino acids. Gene Ontology annotation, molecular function: calcium ion binding. Lineage: Eukaryota; Metazoa; Arthropoda; Insecta; Diptera; Culicidae. The transcript is spliced from 8 exons.